AUGGCCCUGAAAAAUUUUACUGAAGUCGAAAACCAUAAAACUGUCCAAGAACUGUUCUGCUCCGCUGAAUUUGUCAGAGGUGUAGAGAGCGAACUUUUACUCCUUUCAGCUCUAAAUAUUUUUCUUUCCAUCACUGCAUUUCUGGGGAACACUCUGAUCCUAGUUGCUCUACACAAGGAAAAUUCUCUUUAUCCGCCGUCCAAACUCCUGUAUAGUAACCUAGCGAUAACUGAUCUUUGUGUUGGUAUCACUUCGGAGCCCUUAGUUGUGACUUAUUGGAUUUCUGUGGUGAAAGAAAGAUGGGAUAUUUGCUACUACACAAUACGAGGACAACAUUUUUCAGCCACUGUUUUGUGUUCAGUAUCUUUAUUAACAUUGACUGCAAUAAGCUUGGACAGACUUCUCGCCUUGUUUUUGGGACUCAGAUACAGACCAGUUGUAACUUUGAAAAAAACACGUUUAACUGUGAUUGGUUUUUGGAUUUUGUCCAUCCUCGGAACAUCUACUAACUUUUGGAAUCCAAUUAUAACCGAAUGGUAUCAAUGCAUAGGUUUAGCUUUGUGUCUAGUCACCACAAUCUUCGCUUACACAAAAAUCUUCUUCACUCUGCGUCAUCAUAUUCAUUUUCAAAUUUUUUUGCUCAAGGACAACCGCGCCAAACAAUUUCAUUGAACAUACCUCGAUACAGAAAGGCGGUGUACAGUGCACUGUGGGUGCAGGUAACAUUGGUUCUUUGUUAUCUGCCACAUGGUAUAGUGUUUAUUUUAGCAGUUCAAAGAGGGAUCUCUUUAUCCGUUCACCUUGCUCUUCGUUGGACUCUUACUUUGGUCUAUUUGAACUCAUCCUUAAACCCUUUACUGUACUGUUGGAAGAUCAGAGAAGUAAGGCAAGCUGUAAAAGGAAUAUUAAGGCAAGUCUUCUGUUGA
Messenger RNA from Porites lobata, 926 nucleotides. Lineage: Eukaryota; Metazoa; Cnidaria; Anthozoa; Scleractinia; Poritidae. The record is from the annotation of a GenBank genome assembly.